CUCAACGAUAUGUGCAUCUUUAUUUUCUGGAACUUAUUCUGGGGAUACACACAUGACGUUACGAUCUACGUUUUAUUGGAAUUAAAAUCUUCCGAUGAUGACUCUUGCACAAUUGAUGGUCAUGUGGUUAAGAAAGGCGAAUAUUAUCAUCCAAUAGGCAAAUGUGAACGUGUGCACUGUCGUGGCAGCGACCACAUAUCUGGUAUUGGAUGUGGUGUUGUAGCUAUACGUCCUGGUAGUAAAUGUAAACUUAUUCCCAAAGAUCUAACCAAACCUUAUCCCCACUGUUGUGAAUCCUAUGAGUGCUAA
Stomoxys calcitrans (stable fly) is the source of this 309-nucleotide messenger RNA. It is a transcript of the gene ssp7, whose product is annotated as la1-like protein 13. The coding region runs from base 10 to 309 and encodes 99 amino acids. NCBI's taxonomy places the organism in Eukaryota, Metazoa, Arthropoda, Insecta, Diptera, Muscidae. The transcript is spliced from 4 exons. The record is from RefSeq and is a predicted model, not a curated record.